AGGAAUCAACCAAACGUGUUCAAUCACUUCACUUUAUUAUCACUCCCAUUCUUCUUUUUAUUCUUCAAUUCCCUCAUCCAACUGUUGUUGACACAAAUAAUUUCUAGGGUUUCUUUUUUCUAAUCAAUGGAGACGAUCAGGAGAGCAUCGCACGCAGGUUCAUGGUACACUAGCAAUCCUCAAAAGUUGGAGGGAGAACUUGAUGGAUGGCUUAGGGAAUGUGGUUUGACCAAGUCUCCGGAUGUACGCGGUGUAAUUGCUCCACACGCAGGUUAUUCUUAUUCUGGUCGUGCGGCAGCCUAUGCAUUUGGAAGCAUCGAUCCAACUAACAUUACUCGAAUAUUUCUUCUUGGUCCAUCUCAUCAUCAUUACACUCCUCGAUGUGCUCUUUCAAAAGCAACAAUUUACAAAACACCAAUAGGCGAUCUCCCUAUCGAUCGUGAAGUGAUUGAAGAGCUAAAAGCUACCGGAAAGUUUGACAUGAUGGAUCUUAAUGUUGAUGAGGCUGAACAUAGCAUGGAAAUGCAUUUACCGUAUCUCGCCAAAGUAUUUAGUGGAUAUGCAGUGAAAGUUGUUCCUAUUAUGGUUGGUGCCGUAAGUACUGAAAACGAAGCCAUGUAUGGACGGCUGUUGGCAAAAUAUAUUGAUGACCCAAAAAAUUUCUUUUCGGUGUCAUCGGAUUUUUGUCAUUGGGGCUCUCGAUUUAACUACAUGCAUUAUGACAAAAAACACGGGCCUAUUUAUAAAUCGAUCGAGGCAUUGGACAAAAUGGGGAUGGAAAUCAUAGAAACCGGAGAUCCAGAUGAAUUCAAACGGUAUUUGUCGGAAACUGAUAAUACUAUUUGCGGGCGUCAUCCCAUCAGUGUUUUUCUCCAUAUGUCGAAGAACUGCUCGACAAAAAUAAAAAUAAAAUUUAUUAGAUACGAGCAAUCGAGCCAGUGCAAAAGCACAAGAGACAGCAGCGUGAGCUAUGCAUCAGCAGUCGCGAAGUUGGAUCACUAGUUUUUUUAGUUCCGCGUGUAUUUUCUAACCUUGUUUCGAUACAUUUGGAUACUUGAUCUUGUUUGUUGCUUCUUGUCAAUAAGAUGGCAUUUCUGAAUCAUAAUUCAAGAAAAAAGAUGUUUUAUAAUUUCAAUGGAUUCUGUAAGAAAACA
Messenger RNA from Helianthus annuus (common sunflower), 1154 nucleotides. Its product is annotated as protein MEMO1 homolog. NCBI's taxonomy places the organism in Eukaryota, Viridiplantae, Streptophyta, Magnoliopsida, Asterales, Asteraceae. The record is from RefSeq and is a predicted model, not a curated record. The transcript has 8 exons. The coding region runs from base 127 to 1002 and encodes 291 amino acids.